GAUCUGUUCUAUAGGAUCGUACAGCUGCAUCUUUAACAAAUAAAGAGGCAAGCAACUCAAUCUGGUUGAUGACACGUGGUCUUGGGGUCAGGGCGUGAUUAACGGUUGAGAUCCAACUCUUCGGAUCAACGCUGUGGAGGAUCGUUCCAAGUCGAUUAUUAACGGCUUGGAUGAUCCCAAGACUUUCUGACAGAUGAAUCAUACUUUUUUGUUCCAAUGGUUUUUCUUCGCAAUUUUAGGGUUGCGCGCCGUUCUCCCAAUUUUGGAUUCUCCUUUUUAUGAAGGAAUCAGGAUUCGAGUAAUUUUUUUUGUCUGUAGUAUUUUCUUUUAAUAUUUUUUAGGUUUUUCGAUAGUUCUUUGGAGCUCCGUUUACCCGAUUUUGGAUUCUCUGUGUUGCUUCUAUGAAGGAAUCAGGCUUAGGGAUUAGUUGGUAAUGCUCUGAUUUCUAUUUUUCUUACCUUGAGAUCUUAGCGGAGAGCUGCUUCACAGUUGAAUUAUACUAGAGAUGAUUUUUUUUUUCUAACGGGAAAUUGUGGAGAAAUAUUUGAAAUUGAAGAAGUAUCGGUGCUGAUGAUUGAUUAACAACUUUGUCAGUUCCUGAUCCGUGGUGUUGGCCCUCCUUGUUCUUCUUGUUCUCUUCACUCGAUUGUUCAGAGUUCUGCAUGGUGAUACUCGAUUAUCGAUGUUUCUGCACUAAAUCCAAGUGAAAGAUGAGAUGGACGACUCAUCUGAAAGAAAGCUGAGUGAAGGGUCAAUACUGAAGGAUGUGCAAAGCGCAACAAUUGAAAAUAUUUCGAAGAAUGUUAUAUUCUGGAACGGAGAAGACGAACAAGAACCCAAAGUUGGAAUGGUUUUUGAAUCUUACGAUGAUGUUUUUAGAUUCUACAAAGAAUACGGGCACAGAAAAGGCUUCGGUGUCGUGAUCAAAAGGUCGUGGUUUCGAAAAGGGAAAUGUCGACGGGCUGAUCUUAGUUGUUGGAAAAGCGGCUGCGGAUCCAUCAAUCAACAAUCUUCUUCCAUCGCAAAACCCACAACAAAAACUAAUUGUCAAGCUAUGAUUACCGUUAGAAAUUGGAAGGACGACUUCCUAUUCAUAACAGAUGUUAUUCUCGAUCAUAAUCAUUCACUAAGCCCCUCAAAAGCUCGAUAUUUUCGAUGCAACAGAAAGUUACUGGCCAAAAAAUCAGAUUUUGUUGAUGAAACAGGUAUGGAUGUUUCAGGUAAGCCAUCACUUAAUCAAAAUGGAGAUAAAAUUGUGUCCUUGAAUUCUGUACAUAAGGAAGGGACUCUCAAACUUAAAGAAGGAGAUGCAAUAAAAAUUUGUGAAUAUUUUUCGGACAUGCAGAGGAAAAAUCCAAAUUUUUUCUAUUUGUUGGAUUGGGACGAAGAAGGCUAUCUAAGAAAUUUGUUUUGGGCCGAUGCCAAGUCUCGAUCAUCGUACGAUUAUUUCGGAGAUAUUGUCACAUUCGACACAACUUUUCUUCUUAACAAAUAUGACUCACCAUUUGUUUCUUUUGUCGGAGUUAAUCAUCAUGGCAAUCUUGUUUUAUUUGGUUGCGGCCUGCUCGCCGACAGAUCAUUGGAAAACUAUGUGUGGUUAUUCAAAGCUUGGUCGUCGUGCACCUCAGGGCGUUCUCCGAAAGGUAUUAUAACUGAUCAAUGUACGACUAUCCAACACGCAGUUUCUGAAGUUUUUCCCAAUUCUCGACAUAGAUUUUGCUUGUGGAACAUAUUGAAGAAAAUACCUGAAAAAUUAGGAUAUCUUGGUCAAUAUAGGAUUAUUAAGAAAGAAGUAAAGAGAAUAAUUUAUGAUUCAAUGAAAGUUUCAGAGUUUGAAGAUGGGUGGAAGACAAUGAUCGAAUAUUUUGGGCUCGAAACUCAUAGUUGGCUUCAUGAUUUGUAUGAAAGACGACAUUUUUGGGUUCCAGUUUAUCUUAAAAACAUAUUUUGGGCAGGAAUGUCAACCACACAGCGCCGACAAUCCAUAAGCUCUUACUUUGAUGAUUACGUAAAUUCUAAAACCUCUCUGCAGGAAUUCAUCAACUUAUAUGAAACAGCUUUAGAAGAUAACUACGAGAAAGAAGCACAAGCGAAUUUCGAAUCAUUUCAUGGUAGCCGUUACUUGUUGACGCAGUUUCCCAUGGAGGAAAAGCUCUCAAAGUUGUACACGUCAAAUAUGUUUCAGAAGUUUCAAGAGGAGCUUAAGGCCGCCAUCCAAUGCAAUGUUUCUAUAUUGAAGAUUGAAGGUUCAGUCACAUAUUUUGAAGUAAGAGAAUGUGGAUUUCGAAAAAAUGGUGAAGAUGGUAAAGGAGGCGGCUUUAAGAACUUUGAGGUUUUGUACAAUGCGUGUAGAAAUGAAGUCGAAUGUAUUUGCCAAGGAUUUAAUUUUGUGGGCAUUGUUUGUCGGCACGCCUUAUCAGUACUUAAAUUUUGUCAGGAAUAUAACCUUCCGUCUAAAUAUAUUCUCGACCGUUGGCGUAAAGAUUUCAAAUGUUUUCAUGCUUUUUCUCAUUGGUCUUCUGAUAAAGGGGCAGCGGCUACUAAUGAAUUGGAGAGCCUUGGAUGCACCCACUACCCCACAGCAUCCAAGCAGCAGGCCAAGCACCCGGCCAAGCACCCAGGAGCAUUUCGACGACGGCGCGCCCGCUCCGAUCCACAAAUUCAUCCCGAGCAAGCAAAAUAAUGAUGUGGAUAUGCGGCGUGAUCAUGCUGCCGGAAGGUUUCCGUGAAGUGAAGAGUGGCCGAAGAGGAGGAUUUUGGCGUGUGUUUCUCUUGUGGGAUCGAAAGGAAAGAUUUAGAGCAAAGUCCUGUAAGUUUCAUUUCUUGUAGAGGGAGAUCGAGUGAGUUUUAUGUACUUU
Messenger RNA from Phalaenopsis equestris, 2858 nucleotides. RefSeq names its product protein FAR1-RELATED SEQUENCE 6-like. Gene Ontology annotation, biological process: regulation of DNA-templated transcription. The coding region runs from base 716 to 2683 and encodes 655 amino acids. Gene Ontology annotation, molecular function: zinc ion binding. The record is from RefSeq and is a predicted model, not a curated record. Lineage: Eukaryota; Viridiplantae; Streptophyta; Magnoliopsida; Asparagales; Orchidaceae. The transcript is spliced from 5 exons.